AUGAGCCUGCGGCGAAAGCUGGACAUCGUAGCUCCAUCCCCAGCCGAAGCGCGCAGCAGCCUAUCGACAUCAGCCAGCGAUGGCAAAGAACCGAUCACACAGAAUGCCAUCCUGCCUCUGCCGGCAGAGGUCAUUGCUCAGCUCAAAUCGUCCAUCACCAUCACUGACUUGAACGAUGUCGUCUUGGAGCUACUCAAGAACUCACUGGAUGCUGGAGCUACCAAGAUAGAAGUUACUGUAGACCUGCGUCGAGGAGGCUGCAUAGUCGAAGACAAUGGACUAGGGAUCCCGCCCAGGGAGUUUCGAGAUGACGGGGGGUUGGGGAAGCAGUAUUGCACUUCAAAGCAUUGCAGUGCUGGUGAGCUAUACGGCGGCACCGGCAUAUUCCUCGCAUCUCUGGCGGCGCUCUCCUUAUUGACGAUCACCUCACAUAACCAUCUAUAUCGUUCAACCAACACCGUGACUUUACACCGAGCUCAGGUGAUCUCUAGGAUGCUGCCAUCUCCGGCAUCGCAUGACCUUAGCUUUCGCGAACAUGGCACAAGGGUGGCUGUCCGGGAUCUGUUCGGCAACAUGCCAGUGCGAGUGAAGCAGCGCGCUCUUCUAUCUGAAGAAAAAGCCAAGAGCGAGAGGCAGUGGGAGAAUCUCAAGAGGGACAUUGUUGGGCUGUUGCUGGCGUGGAGUCGGCCAGUCACUCUAAGAGUCUGCGAAGCGGACAAGACCAAGAACUUCGUCUUGAGCACCGCGCAAAAAGACGCUGAGAAGCAGCCUUCAGCUUUGGCACUGUCGUCCAUGCUUGGACUGUUAACUCAGUCCGCUCACAUAUCAAGCGAAGAUCGUGGCAAUUGGGUGCCGAUCUCAGCAGCGACGGCUGAUCUAUCAAUCAAGGGGGCAAUUUCCUUGAAGCCAGCACCUAGCAAAUAUUGCCAGUUCAUAUCUAUCGGUAUUGAGCCCAUCUACGCACACGAAGGCCACAACGAGCUGUACGACGAGGUUAAUCGUCUGUUCAACCUUUCCAGCUUUGGUACUGUUGAUGAUACGUCAGACCUCGAUGAUGUGGAACGGGAACGACGUAGUAAAGAUAGGAGAUACAAGAGUGAUGGUUUCACCAACCGCCAGAUGAGAAGCGGUCGUAAAGGUAUCGACAGGUGGCCGAUGUUCUGUCUCCGGAUCGACUUUAAGAGCCUUUCGUCUAGGAAGCCACUAGGGACCCAUUUUGUCAAUGACCAAUCCAACCUUCGAACUAUCAUUGAGGUUCUGGAGGCCAUGGUAAGUCGCUGGCUUACAGUGCACCAUUUUCGGCCUCGCAAGUCCAGAGCCAGAGGAAGGGAAUACGGUUCGAGCGGUGAAGCGUCCCCCAGCAGCGCUGCAUCACCAGUAGGUAGUCCUUUCGAAGACGAAGCGCUCGAAUUUGAUCCACAGACUACCAACCAAAUUCGUGAUCAGCAGUCGACCCGGAGGCCUCUAUCUAGCUCAAAGUCCAUCGUAGCUACUCUGCGUCCAGGUUCGAGGAAACGAAAGCGCAGUGAACCGAAAAAUUCGGCAUUACGAGAAGGGCGCGACUCUGGCAAUCUACCUUACGGGGGUGCUCCAGUCUUUAAUGAAUGGAGCCGGAUAAAAAGUGGCAACUCUUCCUUCUACGACGAUCUUUGGAGCUCCAAGACACCACCGACGAAGCCAGUGUCUGCGCCGGCUGGACAGCAGCAUUCGGAAGUUAUACCAGGUCUAGAGGCUCGUUCAAGAGAAGGACCAAAGAUCUCUUCAAAGGGCACUGUUUUCGAUGUCGAGCUAAUCCUGCCCGGACAACUGACAUCGACUCACGUACGGAUGGACGCUUCUGCACGCUGGUCAACUCCCGCUAUGCUCAGAGGUUGCGAAAUUGCCGAAUCCUCUCAUUCGACACCACUGACUACUGAACAUGAUGAAGCCCCUAUCGACGAAACGAUGACUUGGAUGGAUCCAGCGACCAAGGAUGUCUAUCUUGUCAAUGCCCGUACCGGAGCUGUAGUCAGCAACAACGCACGCCGCACGGAGUCAGAUUCGGCACCAAUUCGAAAGGCUGCAAUCACUCUUCCAGGGUUCAACAAGAGAUUAAGCAUGCCGAGCAGAAACCAGGCGGGCCCUUCUCACGAACCUCGAAGCGAGUGGAUGGACGAGUUCCUCGGCACAUGGAGCAACCCAGUAUUUAGCAAGACUGAACAGAGCAUUCCUCAAGCUUUCUUCGACGCACCAGAGAACGGUAGCGUCGAGGCAUCGUCUGGCCACCACUGCGGUCGUCAAAACACUGACAACCAGCUCGUACAGUCGUCAGCUAUAGUUUCUGGCAGACUAUCAAAGGCCGCGCUUAGAAAUGCGGAAGUCAUUGCUCAAGUGGACAAGAAAUUCAUCCUAGCAAAGAUGAGCAAUCCCCAGACCGAUGUCACCGAUCGAACCGGCACAGGAUCCGACCCGAAGCAGGUCUUGAUCCUUAUUGACCAGCACGCAGCCGACGAGCGCUGCCGGGUAGAAGACCUGCUUGGAGAGCUGUGCGAACCCGCCUCAAGCGCGGAGGCUGUAUAUCGAUCCAACCUGGGCCACGAGUCUCAGAUUGCGUACACGAUAUUGGAGAGACCUGUUAAUAUACUGGUCUCGGCCCAAGAAGAUCGUCUGUUCCAACUACACGCAGCCCACUUCGCCGAAUGGGGCAUUCUCUACGACCUGACACCUCCAGCUACGGACAAGUCCACUCAUACCAAAGCAUCCUCGCAGACUUUAGUGGUAAAGACGUUGCCACCCGGCAUUGCCGAGCGCUGCAAAGUCGAGCCCAAGCUCCUGAUAUCGCUCCUCCGUUCUGAGGUCUGGAAACUCGCAGAAAGUCCACCAGUCGCUCGCCAUGACGGGGAUGAAGCCCCCUCACCGGCACUGGUAGCGGGUGCUUCGUCGAGUCCACAUUGCGAGCCUUCAUGGCUUCGCCGUAUCGGCCACUGUCCGCAGGGCAUACUCGACAUGUUGAACUCGCGCGCCUGCAGAAGCGCUAUCAUGUUCAAUGAUGUUUUGACCGUCAAGCAGUGCGAAAGGUUGGUGGAGAGGCUGGCGGGGUGCGCAUUUCCGUUUCAGUGCGCGCAUGGGCGGCCGUCGAUGGUUCCGCUUGUGGAGUUGGGCAGGGGUGGGCAGGUGGAGAGAAACGGGGAGGUCAGUGAUGGACUUGUGUUUGGCUCUGCUGGUGAUGGUGAUCGUGGUGAAGCGGAGAGCUAUGGGAAGGCGUUCGUGGCAUGGCGGGAUAGGGCGACGGCUACCGAGGAGUAA
This is a messenger RNA of Coniosporium apollinis CBS 100218, 3285 nucleotides long. RefSeq lists its product as uncharacterized. Gene Ontology annotation, cellular component: mismatch repair complex. Lineage: Eukaryota; Fungi; Ascomycota; Dothideomycetes. The record is from RefSeq and is a predicted model, not a curated record. Gene Ontology annotation, molecular function: ATP binding; ATP hydrolysis activity; ATP-dependent DNA damage sensor activity. The transcript has 2 exons. Bases 1 to 3285 code for a protein of 1094 amino acids. Gene Ontology annotation, biological process: mismatch repair.